AUGGCCUAUUCGGUGGCCUCGGGGUCUCGAACCCUCUACUUCGGCAAGGGGGUUUUACGGGGCAACAGAUUGCAAAUGGUCUUCUUUUCUUUCCACAAUGAAUGCCUACACAUACACAUACACACACACACACAUACAAAUACCCUUUUCUCCACCCGGCAACCAGAUCCUUCUGAGGGUGGAAUUCUAACGCCAGCACUCGCCAAGCGGGCCAGCAGCAUCGGCCAGUCGAUCGUGCAUCAGAGUCAUGUGCAUCGAGUGGUCACCAAGACGAUGCAGUUCAUCGACGACCUGCUUCGACAGAUCGGGCAGCGCUGUCUGGAGGCGGUGAUCAGAGCGGUCCGCAACAGUCUGGAGGAGUUGUGGCGCUAUUUCGGAUUGCGGGAGGCCUCGACCAUCCUGAAAGAGGUGCCCAUCGGGAAGGUGGUCGACUGCGGUGAGAAGCGAAAGAGCAAGAUUGAGGCGAUUUCUGGCCUCCUCUUUCUGUAG
Molecule: messenger RNA, 489 nt
Organism: Protopolystoma xenopodis
Lineage: Eukaryota; Metazoa; Platyhelminthes; Monogenea; Polystomatidea; Polystomatidae
Source: the annotation of a GenBank genome assembly